CUGGUUGGACUAACGUCCAUGUUUUAAUGAGCCGCCAUGUUGGAAGCCAAACCUCUUUCAUUCUAAGAAAGAACAGGAUCCACUUCCACACAGUUUACGGAAGUGCGGGCUGCUGUUGAGCGGUUAAAUCUGAGUCGUUACCCCCGCAGAGGUUCUUCCCGAGCCCGGCCCGUCCCUGGUCUUUCUUUAUCCCGGUUUUAGCUCUUUCUUCUGCAAUGGCGACCGCGACUCCCACCGGUCCGAGGAGCACGUGUGGCAGCGGCUCCCCGCUCAGCCCGACCCGGAUCACCAGGCUGCAGGAGAAACAGCAGCUGCGGAACCUGAACGACCGCCUGGCCGUCUACAUUGACAAAGUCCGCAGCUUGGAGUCCGAGAACGAGAUCCUCCACGUGAAGAUCAGCGAGAAGGAGGACGUGCGGAGCCGAGAGCUGUCCGGACUGCGCGCCCUGUAUGAGACGGAGCUGGCGGACGCGCGGAGGAGCCUGGAUGAGUCCUCCAAGGAGCGGGCCUGGCUGCAGAUCGAGCUGGGGAACAUCAGGACCGAGCAUGAGCAGCUCCAGCAGAACUACAACAAGAAGGACUCAGAGGCGGCGGGCUCUCAGGCCCGACUGAAGGACCUGGAUGCUCAGCUGAACUCUAAGGAGGGGAUGUUGGCCACGGCACUGUCUGAGAAGAGGAGCCUGGAGGCCACGCUGGCCGACCUGCAGGAGCAGCUGCAGGAGCUGGACACAGGUCUGACUCAGGCGAAGAAGCUCCUGGCCGACGAGAUGCUGAUGAGAGUCGAUCUGGAGAACCGCUGCCAGAGUCUGACCGAGGAGAUGGACUUCCGUAAGAACGUGCACGACGAGGAGGUGAAGGAGGCCCGGCACCGGUACGAGUCCCGGCUGGUGGAGGUGGACUCUGGACGGAAAGAGGAGUACGAGUUCAAACUGACUCAGGCUCUGACCGACAUGAGGGCGCAGAACGAGGAGCAGAUCAUGAUCUACAAGGACAACAUGGCGAGCACCUACGUUACCAAGCUGGAGGAUCUUCAUCGUCUGUCCGAGAUGAACGGAGCUUCAGCCAGCAUGGCCCGAGAGGAGCUGAGGGAGUCCUCGCUGAGGAUCGAGAGUCUGACUGCACAGCUCUCCGGACUGCAGAAGGAGACUCGUGGAUGGCGUGAUCGUAUAUCGGAGCUGGAGACGGCGCUCUCUCAGGAGAAAGAUGCGAGCCGCAGGAUGCUGAUGGAGAAGGACCGCGAGGUGGCCGAGAUCCGGGCCAAGAUGCAGGAGCAGCUCAACGAGUACGAGCAGCUGUUGGACGUCAAACUGGCCCUGGAUAUGGAGAUCAACGCAUACAGGAAGCUCCUUGAGAGUGAGGAGGAGAGGCUGCUGCUCUCUCCCAGCCCGUCCUCCCGCGUCACCGUGUCCCGAGCCUCGUCCAGCAGCCGCAGUGUGCGCACCGCUAAGGGGAAGAGGAAGCGCGUGGACGUGGAGGAGCAAGAGGCCAGCAGCUCCGUGUCCAUCUCUCACUCCGCCUCGGCCACGGGGACCGUCCUCAUCGACGAGAUCGACACGGACGGAAAGUUCAUCGCUCUGCAGAACAGCGGAGACGAGGACCAGGCCAUGGUGGGAUACGAGAUGGUUAAGACGAUCGGAGACGUUGAGGCCACCUACAAGUUCACUCCUAAAUACGUGCUGAAGGCCGGACAGAAAGUCACGGUUUGGGCCUCUGAUGCAGGCGUGAGCUCUAAACCUCCAUCAGACCUGGUGUGGAAGAGCCAGAGCUCCUGGAGCUCCGGAGAGGACGUCCAUGUGGUGCUCAUCAACCCUCAGGGAGAGGAAGUGGCAAAGAGAACCACCACGUACACGACCUCAGUCGAGGAGCAGGAAGAAGACGAUGAUGAUGAAAUCGAAGCUUCUGAGGAAGAGCUCCUCCAGCAGCAGGGAGAUCCUCGCACCGCCAAGAGAGGCUGCCCCAUCAUGUGAUCCAUCACUACCAACCAGCCUCCUCCUCUUCCUCCUCCUCUUCCUCCUCUGAGCCCAGCCAGUCUGCUGCCAACUGUAAUACUAGAACUAUUUUUCUAUCUUUUGUAGUAUUUCAAUAAAAUUUAUGAAUUUUAUUUGUUUCUUAAUUUCACUGAGAAGUAAAAACCAGCUCUGGUAGACGAACCAAAAGGACUCCACAGUUUGUAGACUUUGUUUUGAAACUGUCGGCUAAACUCAGACGGGCCGUGUGAUUUUUUUUUUUUUUUAAUAUAUUUUAAUUUUGUUAUUAUGUUGUAUAUUUUAUCUUAUUUUAUUAUUGAUGGUUUAUUUUAGGCCUUUAAAGACGAUCCACACACAUCAGUGAUCAGCGUCAUCAGUUUCCAUAAAAACUAAGAUUGUAAAAAACAAACACUAAAUUCAGCAGGGACAGAUCCGACGUCAGAAACUCUCCAGUUUGGAUCUGAAUGGGACAAACGGUCAGAAUGACGAGAAUCUCUGAGAUCUGCUCGUGUCUUUAAGAAGAACCUGAAAUGAUUGUUCAAUUGUAUUCAGAGUCGGAUGUUUGUGAAGGUCUGAGUGCAGACGCUCUGGAGCGACUUCCUGCUCCUUUAAAUAAAAACUGUGCCCGAAUAACGACAGAUGAACUCUGAGCUCUUCACGGCAGCAGACUCUGACUCUGAAUACGUGUUGCACCACUAACUAAAGUGUUGAUUGUAUUCUUAACUUUUUGCUAUUUGAACUGUUUGAAGUAAGUUUUGUGUUGGUGUGUUACUUCGCAUGCUCUGACUGUAGACUUUGUAGAUGAAUGAUUAAACGUUGUUUUCUUGUA
Notolabrus celidotus (New Zealand spotty) is the source of this 2796-nucleotide messenger RNA. It is a transcript of the gene lmnb1, whose product is annotated as lamin B1. The transcript is spliced from 11 exons. The record is from RefSeq and is a predicted model, not a curated record. NCBI's taxonomy places the organism in Eukaryota, Metazoa, Chordata, Actinopteri, Labriformes, Labridae. Bases 216 to 1967 code for a protein of 583 amino acids.